AUGAAAACAAUUGCCGAUAACCUUGAAGCUGCAGUUGAAUUUGUUCAUGAAACUUAUUUUGCCUUUUAUAUUCUUGGAGGACUUGGUCUAGAAUUUGAUCCAAUUUCUGAGAAUCUCAAUUCUCAGUUAGAUUUAAUCAAUCUAAUAGAGUCCUUUAAUGCUAAUUCAGAAAAUCUCUCUGCUAAUCCUGUUGGUCUUUCUGUGAAUUCUUUAAAGUCUCUGAAUUUCAAUGCUGCGGUCUCAAACAGUCAGCAUAAUCAUUCUGUUGAUAAUUUUAUGAGGCAUGUCAAAUUUCCAUCAAACAUUGGUUUUCAUUUUGCUAAUAAUAACCAGACUUACAGUCCCAAUUCUCAACGUUUUGUUCAAGACAUUAGAGGUAGUAGAGGAUAUAACAAUAGAGGAAGAGCGUUGCAAGGACCUAAUCCCAGUAGUUUUCUCAUUGGCAUGCAAUCUGGUUUUCGUAAUUCUGCAUCAGCUAUGUCAUUUACUCCUACUUUGUUUCAAUUUCAACCUCAACUAGGUGUUCAAGGCCAAUUUGGUCAUGGCUCUCAGAUGUUGGCAGGAAGUUUUGGUCCUUCGAAUGUUUCCCUUGGAUAUUCUAAUGCCUUAGUUUCUCCUGGAAAUUUUAUGCCAAGUGCUCAGCCAAAUAAUAUGGUUGGUCAGAAUGUGAUUGGACCGAAUGGUUUUGGUCAUUUUCCUAGUUCCCAGCUGCCAGUAUUGAUGCUAGCAAAUUUGACAAGUUAUAAUGUGCCUUCUACUUUGUAUAAUAAUCACAAUCCUACUACUAAUGUUGUUUCUACUUCUUUACAGAAAGAUCCUUCUUGGUUCCUUGAUAGUGGAGCAACUAACCAUGCAGUGGCUGAUGGUGACAGUCUUUUAGAACAGAUUGAAUAUCAAUGUAAUAACAAGUUGGUUGUGGGAAAUGGUCAGAACUUGGAGAUUACUCAUCUUAGUAAUACUUUUUUACUCUCACUGUCUAUGAUGAUUAAAUUGAACAUUGUUCUAGUCGUUCCAUGUAUAGCAAAAAAUCUAUUGAGUAUUUCUCAGCUUACUCAAGAUAAUGAGUUAACUGCUGAAUUUACUGCUUAA
Molecule: messenger RNA, 1089 nt
Organism: Ziziphus jujuba (common jujube)
Lineage: Eukaryota; Viridiplantae; Streptophyta; Magnoliopsida; Rosales; Rhamnaceae
Exons: 4
Coding region: 1-1089 (362 amino acids)
Source: RefSeq, a predicted model, not a curated record